Molecule: messenger RNA, 2349 nt
Organism: Thermochaetoides thermophila DSM 1495
Lineage: Eukaryota; Fungi; Ascomycota; Sordariomycetes; Sordariales; Chaetomiaceae
Exons: 2
Coding region: 1-2349 (782 amino acids)
Biological process (GO): protein polyubiquitination; ubiquitin-dependent protein catabolic process; positive regulation of proteasomal ubiquitin-dependent protein catabolic process
Cellular component (GO): ubiquitin ligase complex; cytoplasm
Molecular function (GO): ubiquitin protein ligase activity; zinc ion binding; ubiquitin conjugating enzyme binding
Source: RefSeq, a predicted model, not a curated record
AUGGCUCUCCAGGUCUUGUUUCCAUCCAAGCCGGCCGCCCCUGGCCAUGACGGCGGGAGUAACAGCAUCAGCAAGAACCAGUCUGCCUUUGCCCUGACCAACGUCCGUCCAGGAGACGAAGACAACUAUGUGCGCGAAGUUUUGGCCCGUUCCGACGGCGUCUCUGAGGCAGACAUCGAGCGCGAGUUGCUAGCCAUGGCCGAGUCUCUGGGUAUUGAGCUGCCCAACCCAUCGGCCCUGAGCCUGUCCGACACAACAACACACCACAAUGACCACACCGCUGCCAGCAACAGCAGCAGAACCAGUAGUAGCCCAUCUAGCGACUCUGACAAGACCCUCGUCCCUCCCCAUCUGAACCGGAAUCGCCCCUUUUCGACCGGCUCUGAUGCCACAGCCUUCACAGCAAUCACAACAGUAGUGCCCUCGCACCCUUCCCGCGCGUCGACUGCACUCUCUCCUACGCUGACUGAGACGUCGACCGGCGACCGGCGUCGCUCCAGAAGCAGUAGUCUCAACUUUUCGUACUAUGAUCGCUACAUCAGCCAGCUGGAUCCGAUGCUGGAUCAGCCGAAGCUCUAUGUUAAUCGGCCUACGACCGCCAAAAUGGAGAGACUAUCAUCAUCAGGAGGUCGCACGUCGGGGACUAGGGGUUCGUCCAGAAAGGGCGUUAGAGGAUUGACUAAGAGUCUGGCGAGCAAGCUGAGGCUACGGAAGAGUUCUCCGAGUGGUGUAGCGCCUCUCCCCUGCGUCUGCUGCCGCGAAGACUUCAACCCCGACGCCAACACGCUUGAAACGCUCCCCUGCGGCCACCGCUACUGCCACGACUGCCUCAUCGUCAUCAUCUCGCAAUCCAUCGCCGACGAGUCCAAAAUGCCUCCUCGCUGCUGCACUCAGCCCAUCCCCAGCUCCAUCAUCCAAUCUAUCCUGCCCUCCGACCAGCAACAGCUCUUCCUCAAAGCCGUCGUGCAGUACAGCACGCCCUGGAAAGCCCGCAUCUUUUGUCCCAAUACGACCGUCUGCGGCGAGUUCAUCCCUCCGACCGGCAAGUUGGACCCUAAACAUCCCUUUGAAGUGGUCUGUCCCCACUGCGACACCCGUGUGUGUGUCAUGUGCAAGCGGGCCGCGCAUCCCCUCGGCCAGGACUGCCCUGAUGAUGCCGAGCUGGAGGCCGUUCUCAAAAUGGGCGAGCGGUCGGGCUGGCGCCGCUGUUAUAAGUGUCGCACACUGGUCGAGCUGGUGCAGGGGUGCACGCAUAUCACGUGUCGGUGUAAGGCGCAGUUUUGUUAUAUUUGUGGUGCCGUGUGGGAUCCACAGGUUGGAUGUCCGAAUUUUUGUAAUGGGGAAGAGGAGAUGGAGCGGAGGAGGGCCGAGGAGGAGGCCAGGCAGGCGGCGCUCGAGGCGGAGAGGCUUGCGCAGUUGAAAGCGCAGGAAGAAGAAGAGGCGAGGAAAAGAGAGGCUGAGCAAAGGACGAGGGAGAGCCCUGAGUUCCAAAGGCUACGGCAGCAGCAGGAGGCGGAGAUGGCAAGGUUCUUGGCGUACGAGCAGCGUGAGAAGGCUGCGAUGCGAGCGAGGCAUGCGGCCCGCAAGCAGGCCGUGCUGGCCAAGUACGAUGAGCAGAUCGAGAAGAUGCGCGAGCGCCAUGUCCGUACUGAGCAGCACCUUGAGGACCGGCAGGUCCUUGCUGAGAUGGAGCUGCAGAAGGCACAGCAGGAGAAGGAGAAGAAGGUGUUGCUCAAGCUGAAGUAUAUGGAAGACUACUGUCGCGGCGGCGUCACGGCCGACUCGCCUGAAGCCCAACAGCAACAGAUCAACUCGGACGAUCCGGACGCUCCGCCAAGGCGAAUUGUUACUGCUCGUGAUUUGGAACAGCUCCGUGAGCAGUACUGCGUGCGCGACGGCAUGCAGCGCCGACACCAGUCACAGAUCAAUGGGCUGCGCGAGCGGCAGGCGAAGGCGAUGGAGGAGCUGGUAGCGCGGCACGAGCGCGAGAUGGAUGCUCUUUUGGCGAGGCGGGAUGAGGAAGUUGAGGAUCUAGCUGUUGGGUUUGCCAAUGAGGCGGAUGCGCUGGAGAAGGUGUUUGCUGAGCGCAGGGCGAGGUUGGUGAGGAGAUGGGAGGUGGCCGCGGAGAUUUUGAGGGUUGAGAUGGAACGGAAGAGGGGAGUCGCGUUUGGCAGGAUGGAACCUGUUGUUUGGCCUGCUCCAGAGCCCGAAGAGGGGCGAGGAGAGGAAGAGAAGAAGGAUGAGCAGGCUGAGAAGGUUGAAGGACUGGCUGAUGGGGCUGAUGGGGCUGAUGGGGCUGAUGCAGUCAGCCAAGAGGAAGAGGACAACGCUGUUGGGAUCGCCAAGUAG